Callorhinchus milii (elephant shark) is the source of this 1636-nucleotide messenger RNA. RefSeq names its product potassium voltage-gated channel, subfamily G, member 1 (gene kcng1). Gene Ontology annotation, molecular function: protein binding; delayed rectifier potassium channel activity. Bases 1 to 1521 code for a protein of 506 amino acids. The transcript has 3 exons. The record is from RefSeq and is a predicted model, not a curated record. Gene Ontology annotation, cellular component: voltage-gated potassium channel complex; membrane. Gene Ontology annotation, biological process: potassium ion transmembrane transport; protein homooligomerization; regulation of delayed rectifier potassium channel activity. NCBI's taxonomy places the organism in Eukaryota, Metazoa, Chordata, Chondrichthyes, Chimaeriformes, Callorhinchidae.
AUGGCUAUGUUAGCAGGAGACAGCUCUGACUAUGAUUACAGUGCUCUGAGCUGUGCCUCAGAAACCUCCCUCAACCAGCCAAGCAAGGAGACCCAGCCUGUCAAAGGGGCAUUUUACAAAUCAGCCCAUUUGGUUGACCCGCAGCAAGAUCUGUACAGCAACCCGUGCCCACAGGAUCGCAAGCACCACGUGAUAAUUAAUGUCGGGGGCAUCAAAUACGUCUUGCCCUGGACCACCCUGGACGGCUUCCCUUUAACGCGCCUGGGACAGCUCAGGUCCUGCCACAACUUCGAUGAAAUCAUGAAGAUUUGCGACGAUUACGACGUGACCUGCAACGAGUUCUUCUUCGACCGCAACCCAGGCGCCUUUCGGACCAUCCUAACUUUCCUGAGAGCCGGCAAGCUGAGGCUUUUGAGGGAAAUGUGCGCCCUCUCCUUCCAAGAGGAACUGCUCUACUGGGGCAUCGAGGACGAUAACCUGGAGAGGUGCUGCCGCCGUAGGUACCUGCAGAAAAUAGAGGAAUUUGAAGAGAUGAACAUUGAGGAGGAAGAUUCUGUGCAGGGGGAAAACCUGAGUGAUUUGGUCGAGCUCUCCCGAUGUGACCGCUUCAUGACUAACCUCAGGGAUAUGGUAGAGAAUCCUCAGUCAGGACUCCCAGGCAAAAUCUUCGCCUGCCUCUCUGUUGUGUUCGUGACCAUUACUGUGGUUAAUCUGUCCAUCAGCACCAUGCCUGACCUCAGAGCCGAAGAGGAAAAUGGCGAAUGCUCCAAGAAAUGCUACAACAUUUUUAUCGUGGAGAGUAUCUGCGUGAGUUGGUUCUCUCUGGAGUUUCUGUUGCGUUUCAUCCAAGCCCGCAGCAAAUUUGUUUUCCUGAGGACUCCUCUGAACAUCAUCGAUAUCAUAGCCAUCUUGCCCUAUUACAUCACUCUAGUGGUCGACACCACGUCAUUGGAAAAUGGGAAAUCCUCAGCGGGGAAUAGCUACUUUGACAAGGUGGGUUUGGUUCUACGAGUGCUUCGUGCCUUGAGGAUUCUGUAUGUCAUGCGCCUUGCCAGGCAUUCCCUGGGACUGCAGACGCUGGGGUUGACAGCCCGCAGGUGCACACGUGAAUUUGGGCUCCUCCUUUUAUUCCUGUGCGUGGCCAUUGCACUCUUCGCCCCGCUGCUUUACCUCAUCGAGAACGAAAUGUCCGACUCGCAAGAGUUCACCAGCAUCCCAGCAUGCUACUGGUGGGCGGUGAUCACCAUGACCACGGUGGGCUACGGAGACAUGGUGCCUCGGAGCAUCCCAGGCCAGGUGGUGGCGUUAAGCAGUAUCCUGAGCGGGAUCCUCCUCAUGGCCUUUCCCGUCACUUCCAUCUUUCACACCUUCUCCCGCUCGUACCUGGAGUUAAAGCAGGAGCAGCAGAGGGCGCUGAGACGGUCACAGUUCCCGGUGAAGUCCAAAUCGCGAAUGAGCAUCAUUUCACUAAACAGCGACAACCUAUUUCCGAGCCUGUCUUCAGAAGCCAGAGACAACUAGCAACACGCGAGGCUGUCUCGACUGCUAACAGCGUUAUCUUGACUUGAAAGGGUAAAUGCAAGACUCAAAGAAACUGUUCAAUUAGGUGUAAAGGGUCCCAGUCGACGGAGAAAAA